AUGUUUAUCACCACUUUUCUGCUCUUGUCGACCUGGAGCCCAUGUUGGGGUGUAGUUCUGUACGGGCCGGACAUUCACAAGACUCAAGACGGAAAUCGGAGUCACGUCUGCGGCUCUGCCAACCCGAACAAUAAUGUGAUCGAUUUAAGAGAACCCUCUCGUCCAGGCCCUCUGCGUGACCUCACAUCGAAAGAAUUACGGAAGUUGCGGACUUUUAUGGAAAACGACCCCAACAUUAGAGCAACACAUCCGGCCAUCGCCAGAAUGAACUCCAGCUUUAUCCACUCUGCAGACAUAUUGUUACCUCCUAAAUCCGAAGUGCUGAGGUUCCUCGAUAGAGGAGGUCCCCGACCAAUGAGAAGAGCUCGCGUGCUGAUGUUCAGAGGGGACAAAACUCCGCCUGUGGUGGAAGAAUACGUCUGCCAGCCCCUGCCGAACGUCAAGAGUUGCCAGCUCUUGAACUUGACCUCUCAGAGAAACCCUAUAGAAUUCAGCUACAG
Molecule: messenger RNA, 500 nt
Organism: Candidula unifasciata
Lineage: Eukaryota; Metazoa; Mollusca; Gastropoda; Stylommatophora; Geomitridae
Source: the annotation of a GenBank genome assembly